Messenger RNA from Gavia stellata (red-throated loon), 1116 nucleotides. It is a transcript of the gene MED20, whose product is annotated as mediator complex subunit 20. Gene Ontology annotation, cellular component: mediator complex. Lineage: Eukaryota; Metazoa; Chordata; Aves; Gaviiformes; Gaviidae. The transcript is spliced from 4 exons. Gene Ontology annotation, biological process: regulation of transcription by RNA polymerase II. Bases 13 to 678 code for a protein of 221 amino acids. Gene Ontology annotation, molecular function: transcription coactivator activity. The record is from RefSeq and is a predicted model, not a curated record.
GGCGGGUGCAGCAUGGGGGUGACCUGCGUGGCGCAGGUGCCCGUGGCGGAGGGGAAGAGCGUGCAGCAGACGGUGGAGAUCCUGACGCGGAAGCUGGAGCUGCUGGGGGCCGAGAAGCAGGGGACCUUCUGCGUGGACUGCGAGACCUACCACACCGCCGCCUCCACCAUCAGCAGCCAAGGGCAGACAGGCAAGCUGAUGUACGUGAUGCACAACUCCGAAUAUCCCCUCAGCUGCUUCGCUCUCUUUGAAAGCGGUCCCUGCCUCAUAGCAGAUGCCAACUUUGAUAUCCUUAUGGUGAAGUUGAAAGGCUUCUUCCAAAAUGCCAAGGCAAACAAGAUAGAGAGCCGAGGCACCCGCUACCAAUACUGUGACUUCCUGGUGAAGGUGGGCACAGUUACAAUGGGGCCCAGUGCCCGUGGGAUAUCUGUGGAGCUUCAGGGCUGUGGUUUCUGUUGCCAGGUGGAGUACUGCCCCUGUGUGAUAGCCAACGACUGCUGGAACCUGCUCAUGGAGUUCAUGCAGAGCUUCAUGGGGAACCACACUCCCGGCAUCCCGUCUGUGUUUGGCACCAAGCACGACAGCAUCUACAGCCCAGCGGACACGAUGGUUCAGUACAUGGACCUGUUCAACAAGAUCCGCAAGCAGCAGCAGGUGCCUGUAGCGGGGAUCAGAUGAAAGGACUCCCUGGAGCCUGGUUUAGAGCGACUGCAUCCUCUUUUCUGCCUACCCCUGUGGAUCAGGAGUCCCUCCAAAAAGCAGCACUGGAGGCAGCCCAAGGUUGUUUUCUUUUUUCUUCUCAAUCUCUUUCUCCUGUUUCAAAGCAAAGGUCUUGAAUGCUGUGCGUAGUUCUUGUUGUCCUCCUUCACGUUCUUGAGCGUGCCUGGGAUCGGGCCCAUGGUUCUGAUGGUUCUUUGUACAGUGCUUUGUGCAGGGGAUUACUGUUCGUUGGCAGAAGGAGGGAAAAGGAGAAAUUCCAGCCAAAUGCAUGCAAGGGCAGAGUUUCCUUGACUGCAAACAGCUACAUGAGGGGUUUUUAUCUCUCUCUCUCUCUCUCUCUCUCCACGUGAAAGUGUCUUGUUAUUUUUCAUAAAAAUAAAAAGCUGUAUUUUGUGA